AUGUUGCUAAAACUCCUGAUGCAGAUUACGGUUUCAGAUGGGAAGAGGAAGAUAAGACGUCACGGCGAAGCCGCACGAAGAAGAGAAACGAAGCUAGCUAAUGAAGAAGAGCUGGAUCCUUGCCUCGGACUUAGCCUGGAACUCAGUGAUGGUGGAGCCUCCUUUUCCAAUGACGGAGCCAGCAGCCGCAUUCCCCGAAUGUGUGUUGGCUUCUCCAAAGAGUCUAAAAAUUCAAAAGAGAUAGCAAUCAUCCUUAUCAGCUCUCAAUGUCCAUCUUAUCACAAAAAUACGGAUCCAGUCGAGAUUGGAUCGGAGAUACCAGAUUCCAAAGAUUAUGGGGAUCUGUUUUGA
Eruca vesicaria subsp. sativa (arugula) is the source of this 351-nucleotide messenger RNA. NCBI's taxonomy places the organism in Eukaryota, Viridiplantae, Streptophyta, Magnoliopsida, Brassicales, Brassicaceae. The record is from the annotation of a GenBank genome assembly.